Mercenaria mercenaria is the source of this 3986-nucleotide messenger RNA. Its product is annotated as kinesin-related protein 4-like. The transcript has 3 exons. Bases 9 to 1169 code for a protein of 386 amino acids. The record is from RefSeq and is a predicted model, not a curated record. Gene Ontology annotation, molecular function: nucleic acid binding. Lineage: Eukaryota; Metazoa; Mollusca; Bivalvia; Venerida; Veneridae. Gene Ontology annotation, biological process: DNA integration.
UAACUGGAAUGCAAAAGUCUCGUACAUCUCCGUACCAUCCAGUGGGUAAUUCGAUCCCAGAGAGAUACAAUCGCACGUUACUGAACAUGUCAGCUACAUUACAGCCAGAACAGAAACCAGAUUGGAAGAAGUAUUUGCCAUCUUUAGUGUAUGCCUAUAACUGUACUAAGCAUGAGACAACUAAAGUGUCGCCGUUUGAACUGAUGUUCGGUAGACGUCCGAAAUUACCAGUAGAUUUAUUGUUUGAAACGCCAGUUACACAGUCGACAAGUCAAACAACACAAUCUUACAAAGAAGACCUGAAACAAAGAAUGAAAACAACACAAGAGAUUGUAAAGAAAGUAACAGAAAAGGCAAGAUUAAAAAUGAAAACAGGGUACGAUAAAAAGGCAAAGGCUGUGAAAAUAAACGUUGGUGACAUAGUAUUAGUAAAGAUAUUAGCCUAUGACGGCAAACACAAAAUUGCAGACAAAUUUGAAAAAGACUCUUAUACAGUGAUAAGUCAGCCAAAUAAAGACAUUCCAGUGUUUGAAGUAAGGUCUCCAGAUUGUAGUGUGAAGAAGUUACAUAGAAAUCACCUUUUUCCUUUGGGAUUCAUCGACAAUGAAACAGGAAAGGAAAAAGAUGCAAUUGAUAUAGACAAAGAAAAACCUGUUCCAAAGCCCAGAAAGACAUUGGAAAAGUUAGAAACAGAGAAAGGUGCAAGUUCUAACAAAGAGAACAAAGUGAUAGAUAUAAAUGAUAGUGACGUCACUGAGAAAGAUAAAAUUGAUCAGAUUGAUGAAGAUGAUGAUGAUAGUUCAGGAUAUGGAUAUGUAGAACUUACAUAUUCUUCCGGGGACGCCCGAACUCCUGAUGGUGAGGAUUCUGAUAAAGAAGAACAGAUUGCAUUAGUGAAUGAGAUUGAAGAAGAUGAAGUUGUAUCAGAACAUAAUAUUGAAGGCAUAGAUGAUACUCAUGAUGAUAGAAGUCACACAGACAACCUAUCCGAGUCAGAAGAUGAAACAACUUCAAAAGAUGUAAUAGAGACACCAGUAGAGAUAGAACGGAGACAAGAGGAGAUAAACACAAACACAGAAACAAAAGAGAUAGAAACAUCCAAGGAACAGAAGAGAUUGAAGGGAGAAAAGGAGCUGAAGGUCAACAUAAAACAAGGAAGAAACAAAUAGGAAAGCCAGUACCAGAGCUCAGGAAAUCCAUUAGGCAGACUAAGAAACCUGAAUGGCAGAGAGAUUACCAUCUAUAUCAACUUACCAACAGACCAGUCGAUAGCAGACUCGAAGCUUUGGAUAAGUUGAUUAACUCUGGAAUUUUAGAUACAUUAAAUUCAGACAUUACACAUAGGAUUUUAGAGGCUGUGAUGAAAUAAAGAUUAGAUGAAAUAUAAAGAAUAAGACGAAAGACAGUUUUUAAAGUUUUAAUAUGUAAAUAUUACCUGAAAGAGAAGUCAUUCAUAUACAUGUACUUCAAGAAGGAAGUUAAAUUUAAUAUCAAGUGAAAUUUGAUAUCAGCUACAGAUGAAUGCUGUGUUUAACUUGAAAUGAAACACAAUAGUAUAUGUAUAAAGCAUGAUUUAUAGAAUGAAGCAAACAUCAGCUGUAGAAUUUAGUAUAAAAAGAAAAAUAUGAGGUAUAUUACUUCAUAUACAAUAACUUGGUGAGCUAACAAGGAAGAAGCUAAUGAAACUUAGGUGAGCUUCAUUAACUACUUGAUAGCUAAAAUAUCUGUGUUAUUAUAGUGUAAUGUUUUUAUCAUAUUUUCAGGUAACUAUAUGCUUGUUUUUAUUACAAAUUGCGAGGACGCAAUUUUCAGAGAGGGCGACAACAGUUAUUUAUUGAGUAAUUUUUUUGUUGUAUAUAGAAAUUAAUUUCAUUUGCAGAAAAUGGACCUGAAGUGGAAAUAUUUUUGUUUGUUUUGGGUUGUGACAUACAAACUAAGAUAUUGAUAAGUUAUACUUAGUUUAUACUUAGUAUAAUAAUCUAGUUAGAAUUAGAUUAUGAACUUUAGUUUAUUUAAGUAUUAAUACCUAAAGUAUUAAUGAUGAACUUUUUGCAGAUGUUAGAUAAAUGACGGGACGUCAUUUUCCGGACCGGGGGAGUGUGUAACCGGGUUGAAUUUAUUACAUUUAUAUUUAUUAACUCUCCGUUAAUACUUAAUCAUGUUCAUUUCCGAUUAAUCCCUGUUUGUCGUCUUUCUACUUUUACUUUCGGUUUUAUAGUUAUUUUUAGUUCCCGCGCUUUGGUCAUGUGAUUAGUCAUGUGGUAGUUUUAUACCUGUUGUACGUCAUUCUUUCUCUAUAACUGACAGAGGUCAGACAUGUUUUAUAGAGAGAAGUGAAACGUUUGUCUUGAGUUUUCUAAACUAGUCUAGCAGUGUGAGGUGUAGCAUUUUAUCCUUUUGUAAAGCAGAUACAGAAACUGGAUUGUUUUAAGCGGAAUGAUGAAAUAAUUUCACAGUCAACCAGCAGAAAGAAAAUUAGGUAUACGAAAAUGAUUUUCAAUUAAAACUGUUAUUUGGACAAUGGCGUCAAAUGAUCCCAAGUUUACGGACAAGACAUUUCUGAAUUGGUUGAAAUCUGCAUUAGCCGUAUUCUUUACAAAAACAGCAUUGGAUAAAUUUGUAUUAGAUGAAUUAACACAGUUUCAAAAAGAUCUUUUAGGAUCAAUAUUCUCUCAAAAUGCAAUAUCGGCAGGUACUGUUUGCACUUUGUGUACCACUGAAAAUGUUCUUUACUGCCCAACACAAAACUUCUGCCCAAGAGGAAGACGUUGUGAUAUGCAUGACCCAAGCCUACAAGACAAGUUACCUGGCAAACUCUGUCCAAGUAAGAUAUGCCAGUUCAUCCGAGAUGGCAUCCGCACUGAGCACAGGUAUAAAGGUCCUACUUGGAAGGCCUGCGACGCUAGAAAAUGGUGCACUGAUGCUUUUGAAAUAGGCAAAUGCUAUCUGCCUCCGGACGGAUAUUCUAAAGUGGUCGGCAUUGCUGAUAGGAUUUCAAUGGAACCCUAUCAAUUAUCAUUAACAACAAGCGCUUUCAAAAGAAAUUGACGGCUCAGCUUAACUUGCCAGACAAUGUUUGCAUCAAGGAUAAAGUGGAGCGCCGAAUGCAGGAUAAAGUGGAGCGCCGAAUGCAGGAUAAAGUGGAGCAAGUGGAGAGCCCAAUGCAGGAUAAAGUGGAGCGCCCAAUGCAGGAUAAAGUGGAGCGCCCAAUGCAGGAUAAAAUAUAGCAUCUUUAUUUCCUGAUAAAGUGCUCACUUUUUUGCUCACCUUAAUUAAUUAAAAAAAACUUUUUUUCCUUACCUUUAUUUCUGGAUAAGAUGUUAAGGACGAGUCAAAUGCAUAUCCCAUUUUUCGUCCUAGUAAAAUCUUUGGUACAUUUGACAGAAGUGGUUGUUGAACGAAGACAUAAUAGUUUUCUGUCAUACUAAAGCUGUGAUAGUAGUUAAAAUGAAGUUUCCAGGGGGAUCUUGUCUUAAAUACUAUCUCGCCAGCAGGAAAUCCUUCUACACCAUCUGUUAAAAGAAGCGUUGCAUAUACAGGUUUGUCUCAGUUUAACACUUUAGCUUUGCUUCCAAAAACCAGGUUAUCAGAAAUGUGGUGUCCAAUAUUUAAGAGUAAUAUCAGAUUCUAGUGAUGGGCCUAUAAUCGACGACAAAUGACAAACUGAUUUCCGUUGUUAAGACAUUCACGAUCGCAAUCACCGACUUCGCUUUUAAAUAUUGGCACUACAAGCGGAAAAAAAUUGUCUUAUCUGAUCCUGUUGGAUUCUUUUACUGAUGGCAAUUAUCUCACAGGAAACUAAUCUUCUGCCAUCAAUAUGCGAUUGUGAAAAUGGACUUGUCGGUGUUUCACUAACAAUUAACAAAGUAUUACCAUGGUUUCCUUCUGUAAUUUCAUAUUCUAAGAUUAACUUCUAGUCAAUGUUAAUUAACUUCUGACCAAUUAUCAUGAAUAAGAUUUAAAUACAGUUUUAAAGUGUUAAAUAA